UCACAAACUGCAACUUGAUCCCAAUCGCGCCGGUGACGGAGCUGAGCUGUGGGGGAUUUCGCUUCUGCAUUCAGCCAUGCGUGUGAAGAGUGGCCGUGUAUGCCAAGAGUGAGUGGAAACCAGCGCAGCGCCAACGUCGAGCGUAGAGAAUGCUGGCUCGGACUGCAGCAAAAGGUGUUAUAAGAUUGAAUUAAAUGAGUGUCGCUUUUACUAGUUGUUUUGGGCUUUAGUAGAGAAGCCCCCCACAUUUGGCGAUUUAUUUGGUCGAAAUGCAAGCCAUGGAGCCCAUCACGAAGUGGACGCCGAAGCAAGUGGUUGACUGGAUGAAAGGUCUGGACGACAGCUUGCAGCUGUACGUGAACAACUUUGAGCGGGAGAAGAUCAGCGGCGAGCAGCUGCUGAAGAUCUCGCACCAGGACCUGGAGGAGCUGGGGGUCGCCCGCAUCGGCCACCAGGAGCUGGUGCUGGAGGCGGUGGACCUGCUGUGCGCCCUGAACUACGGGGUGGAGACGGACAACCUGAAGACCCUGGUGGUGCGGAUGAGGGCGGCCACCAACAGCCUGCACAUGUCCACCUCGGAGCGCAGGAAGAGCGUGGCCUACGAGGGCAGCGUCUCCCGCAAGCCCCCCAACGACUUCCUCACCUGCGUGGUGGAGCUCAUCGGGGCGGCCAAGAGCCUCCUGGCGUGGCUCGACAGGACCCCCCUGACUGGGAUCAGUGACUUCACAUCCACCAAGAACAAGAUCAUUCAGCUGUGCCUGGACCUCACCACUACAGUUCAACAGGACUGCACUGUUUACGAGAUGGAAGAAAAGAUCCUGGACGUGUCUAAGGUAUUAAAUGGUAUCUGCGAUCAGACUGUAAGAACCACCUCUGACCCACUAAUGAGCCAAUCAACAUGCCUGGAAGAAGUCCAGCUGAACAAUAUCAAACCAGGAGAGGGUCUGGGUAUGUACAUCAAGUCCACCUAUGACGGUUUGCAUGUCAUUACUGGAACCACAGAACAUUCCCCAGCUGACCUGACCCGGAAGAUCCACGCUGGAGACGAGGUGAUCCAGGUCAACCAGCAGACCGUGGUGGGCUGGCAGCUAAAGAACCUGGUGAUCAAGCUCAGGGAGGACCCUAAGGGCGUGGUCCUGCUCCUUAAGAAGCGCCCAUCGGGCACUACGGGCUUCUCCCCGGCCCCGCUCAAGAACAUGCGCUGGAAGCCCCCGGUGCCACAGAACCAUUCCUCCCUGGUGAAAGCCCAGUCGCCCUACGGCUCCGCCAACGGAUCAACAAAGAAGGAGAAGCCUGCCAUUUUGGAUUUGUACCUUCCCCCGCCUCCGGUCGUCCCCUAUACUCCACGGGAGGGCCGAACGGGCUCCCUCUCCAGCACCAGCAAGGCGAGGCACGGCGGCUCGGAGUCGCCCAACUCCUACCUGGACCAGGAGAGCCGGCGGCGCCUGACCGUGGGGGACUACGACAAGCUGAGGGCGGGCUACCCCAUCGAGGCCAACGUCAUCCAGCCCCGGAUGCGGGAGCACAAGCCCGCACGCAACAAACAGCGGCCGCUCUCCAUGCCGGUGGACACCUGUCUCGGGCUGAUCGACCCCUACGCCAAGUCGUGGUCACAAGGAAGAAAAGGCGAAGACCUGCUCUACAGAUACCUGAGCAAUGAGAGAAUCCCCACCAUCGCCGAGGAGGUGUCCUCCGUGUGCACGCCGCCCUACAGGCCCGGAGGGGAACGGCAGUUCACCAGAGGGGUGGACCACAUCCGGGGGGGCCACCGCUACCACUCCAACUCGGACCUCCACAGCAGCGCCACCAUCCCGUACCAGGAGGACCUGAGGAAGCCCCCGGUAGGCCCCGCCCCUCCCAGCAAACGCAUCCCGGCAGAACGCUCGCUACUGGGAUCUGACUGGCGAUCUAGCAGUGACUUCCUAAACAGAUAUAGUCAACAACACAUGCGAUCCUGGUCCUUUUCUCAAGCGGCUGCAUUCCCUAUAUCCCUGGCCCCCUCCUCAAUGGCUGCGGAUGACUACAACCCUGUCUCCCUGAGAACCAAGUCCAAGAAGAAGAGUUCACGUGGAGGCAAUGUGACGAUGAGCAGGAGACGGAUCUCAGUUAAAGAACUGGGCCAUCCCGACCACCAGGGCUGGCUCUACAGAAAGAAAGAUGCCUUUCUGGGUCUGAAAUGGAAGAAGUACUGGUUUGUGCUCAAGAAGACCUCUCUCUACUGGUACAGCAAUCAGUUGGCCGAAAGAGCCGAGGGGUUUAUUAAUCUCACCGACUUCAUCAUUGACCGGGCAAUUGAGUGCAAGAAGAAACAUGCCAUCAAAGCCUGUCACCCCCACGUCAUGAUGUUCUUCUUUGCUGCUGAAAGCCACGAAGACAUGAACAUAUGGUUGAAUAAGCUCGGGUUGGCUUCCAUCCAGUACGAGUCGACAGAGAAGGCUGCGCCAACAGAGUGCUACAGCGAAGCCAGUGACCCCGAGGAAGCUGAGACCAGCGAGGCCCCCCCGCCGCCCUACUCUGAGCAGACGCUGCGGGACUCGGUGGAUGGAGCUGUUAUGCCUGCGAGUGGACAGGACACCCUGCCGCCUCCCUACUCCUCCCCACUCCCCAGCGACACCAACGGUUCGCUGUCCUCGCCCGUCAGUACGAUGACCUCACAGAGCUCCGCCUCCUCCUUAGUGAAAAACCGGCAGUCCUGGAUGGACCUGGUGUCCCAGGCUUCCCCCGGGCUCGCCCCGGAGACCACGGUGGUGUGCUCGGUGCAGGUGCACACGCAUCGGCCCCCGCAGGAGGAGCUGGGGGAAGAGGCAGGCGAGGCGCCGGCCAGCUCAAGGGAUGCGUCGACUGGGGACCUGUCAGAGAGCAGUUCCCAUGGCGACGUACGUGUUGCUGCUGCCGCUGAGGGGCAGACACUGUUGGAUAUUCCAGGCACUGGGGACGAAGGUGGUCAAGAAACUAACUCUGACGAGAUGCAGACGCUGUACAACCACCUGAAGCAGGCCAGCCUCUCGCCCCUCGGUGAACGCAAGCCAUCCACCAAGAAAGACUUCCGGGCUUCCUUCAUCAAGCGCUGCAAGAACACCACCGUCAACGACAAAUUACACCUUAUCAGAACUCUCAACAGCACACUAAAGUCUAAAGAGGCGGAUCUGCAAGUGAUAGACCAGAUGCUGUCGGGUAGCGAGCUUACCUCAAACCGGUUCCGAGAGUGGAAGGAAGCCAACGCACAACUGAUCCAAGAGAUCAAUCUCAAACAAGACCAGCAGGUGGCGCCAGAGGAUGAGGCACCCACAAUAGAAAAAGCAACAACAGAGGCAGCCACAACAGAGUCCGCGUCAGCAGUUGCUGCUCCAUUGGUAGAGACUAGUUUAUAAAGGACUGAGGAAGAUACCCUGUGCCUGGAGGUCUAUUAACGCUCCCCAACACUGUUGCUGUCCGACUAUUGUCGGACGAUUGCGAAAACUAAGUACUGCCUUUCAAGUUGGAGAUUUUCUUUGCAACUAAACGGUUAUGUUUUGUUUUGUAAAAUGUGAAGUUUGUCUCUUUAGUAUUACAUUUACUUAUUGUAUUAUAAGCUCUUCAUGUUUCUGAUUGCCUUGUUGGGGUAUUUUAUGAACCAUUCAGUGGAAAUGGUCUUAAUUCCAGUGUUUCAAAUUGGAGGUAUAAAGUAGAUUGAAAAUGCAACCAUUAAUCUCAUCCUGGUAGCAUUUUUUUGUAAUUAUUUUAGUUGUCAAGUGUUUCAUAUUUUAAUAUUGGUGCCAUGCACUAACACUGCCGUUCACCUCUUAUGAAAUGUCACUGUGUGUUGAGGCAUGUAUGAUGUUUGGAUUUGUUAUUUUGAUUUUGAUAGAUCUUUGUUUCACAUUGUUUUUAAAUUUCAAUCAACCAAAUAAAAAAAUAAAAAAAUAUAUAUAGGAGGAAAAACGCUUGUUAAUAUAUGAUUUCAAGCUGUCUUGCCUGGUCAACCCAUAUUAAUUCAUUAAAUCAAACUGAUUCGUAUCAGAGACUUAGUCUUGGGUGUGCACAUAUUUCUGUGACUUCGUAUCAUAUCACGUUGGUUUUAAUUAAGUUGUACGAUAUAUGCUAUAAAGAAGCUACAACUGUAAUGCAGGUGCAACUGGAUUACUGCAGGGUAAACAAUAGACCUUAACUUGAACUAGGCACAACUAUUUUUUAUAACUUACAAAUUGUAGUUUUUUGAAGGACGUAAUUGUUACCAGAAAUUGUAAGUAUUGUACAUAGCUGAUGUAUUGAUUCUGUUUUAGUUUUGUGUUUGCCUUUGCCAAGGAAAAUAAAGUGUUACUGCCACAAACUGAA
Molecule: messenger RNA, 4314 nt
Organism: Gadus macrocephalus (Pacific cod)
Lineage: Eukaryota; Metazoa; Chordata; Actinopteri; Gadiformes; Gadidae
Gene: cnksr3
Product: cnksr family member 3
Exons: 25
Coding region: 270-3371 (1033 amino acids)
Biological process (GO): regulation of signal transduction
Cellular component (GO): cytoplasm; membrane
Molecular function (GO): protein binding
Source: RefSeq, a predicted model, not a curated record